GUUUUCUUUAUUGAUAUUUCAAUUUCUGUGACAAAUCAUGUGUGACGUCGAAGUAUCUUACAUUACAAUCAUUUCGAGCUUAAAUAAUAGAAAAUACAGAUGGAAAGGAACGUCAGUUGAGAAAACGUGAACAAGAAAAAGGCAUUUGCCAAUUUGUUCCAAUCUAGGUAAAACCACAACAACUGAUGACGUAGCAGAAGUGUUGCGUCUUAGUUCAAGCGAUUCGUCCUUGAAUAAUCGGAAAAUGGGAUAAAGUUCAACACCCCUCGAGACCGCGGUGCAUCCUCCCCCGCAAGUGACCCAGCAUCCCCCAUCGAAUCAAUACCCCCCUUCAAGUCGAGGGAAGAUCACCCCGAUCCCAGAGACAGGGUCUCCCGAAACGGGCGCCUUCGCCAUUCCUCGGGUCGCCGCCGCCAGACCGCGCGACGCUGAAAAUAGAGGGCCGGCAGCAGCGCCGCGACGCCGUGCGUCCAAACUCCGGUCCUAGCACACGUUUCCGCGUAUUUUAACGAUUCACGCCGACCGAACGGGGGGACCGAGUCAUGUGGCGGAUGCAAUUCGACUGUUGCAGUGGCGCUACGUUUACUGAUCGAUAGCCAUGACCAGGCGAUAUGUCCGACAAAGUUCACGACCAGGCCCGCGAUCCCAAAUCGCAGGAUGUCAUCAGGUGCAAAGUUAAAAUCUACAAACUUAGCAACAAUAUGCAGAGGUGUCCGUACAUCCACGAGAUGAAAGAGCGUCUCCUGGGAGAGCAGAUACCUAUGGAACCCGUCCCCAAGAAAAUACCGACGCCUCCGCCUUUCAAUAUGGACCAACAACAACUUUUACAACAACAACCAGUAGCUACUAUUGUUAAGUUAAAUCCAGAUGGAUACGGAUCUCACACGUCACCAACACAUCAUCGUGCCGACCGAACCCCAUUAAUGCCUAAACAACCCGAAGAUGAGUUCCACUAUGUCGAAAGAACUUCAUAUCCUAAAAAUGCCAAGACAUCACUGUUCAUUAUCAUGAGCUUCGUCUAUGCGAAGAUCUUGGUAGUGAUAUGCGUAGCGUCCGUGAUAUCCGACGUGGUCACCCACAACAUCCCCCUUUACGAGUACUACUACGAGGGCUUCUUCACCUACCUCUACGGCAUGAGCAUCCUGUUCCUGCUCUACGUGUUCUGCUUCCUGCUCCAAGAGAGCACAUGCUGUUCCGGUGGCGAGAAGGAGGUGGUGGUGAAGAAGCCGUCGAAACAAAAGGCCAAGGAAAAGGAGAAGGAGAAGAAGAAGGAGGAGGAGAAGAAGAAGAAGGAGGAGAAGGAGCGUCAGAAGAAGGAGAAGAAGGAGAAAGAAAAGGAGAAGGAUAAGAACAAGGACAAGAAGGACAAGAAGCAAGAGAAGAGGGAGAAACUCCCACGUAAGAUGCGUGAUGUGGUCCAACAAAGGUCGACAAUCCUGAACCAUCAGAGCACGUACCGCCGCAACUCAGAGGGGGUGGUCGAUUCGAGCGUGCCGGUGCCGGUCGCCGAGCUCGAGAAUCAGUCUCAAGUCGACACAUUGCAGGAACAGACGCCGGCGGCUCCUGCACCGCCGCCUGCGGCCCCACAGCCGCUACCGUCCGCCGCGGGAAACAAUUCGGUCGACGUCGAAGCGGGUACCGUGGUCAAGGUCAAGAGGAAGAGGAAGACCACGCAAAAUGACCAGAGUCACGGCAGCUUCUUCCUUAGAAUUGGUGCUAUUGCAUUCGGCUUGGGUACAAUGAUCUACAAUGGUUUGGAAUUUGGCACGUUCUUUGAAGUACCAUUUACACCCGCAUGCUACAUGAUCCUUCGUGGUGUAAAUCCCCUUCUUCAAAUGAUCUUCACAUUCAUGCAAAUGUAUUUCAUUUUCAUGAAUUCACGCUUGAAUAUUCACCGUUUUAAAGUUGUCGCUAGAUUCGGUUUAAUGCACGUUGUUGCUACAAAUAUCUGCGUAUGGAUUAGAACUUUACUUGAUAAUAUUAAAGAGAUUACCAAUCAUCAUUGGAAGAUGCUAAACGACACCUUUCCAACUAUUGCUCCAACUCCCGUACCAAUCCAACAAAAUCCGUUUAGAGCAACUGCUGCCAAAGCAAUUACAGAAAUUCCACAUGUAGCUGCAACAACCCUUCAAAAUCUAGUUCAAAGCACAGCUCGUACCGCUGCCACCAAAUUGAACGAAGUGGCCACCACAUUGCCAACUACCACCACCACCACUCACGUAUGGACCACACCGAAGCCGGUGCCAACGACGCUAUUCCGGAUGUUCCACACAAAUGCUCCGCAAAUUUUCACUACCCCAUCGACCACCACAACCACCACUCUCAAAACUACUGCGAAUCGUUUCUGGGAGGCGGUAACCACAACUAUUGCUAGCACCACGACAGCUUCCACGACCACCUCAACUACUUCGGCACCCAUGAGAAACUUCAUGGAUUUCAGAACCUUCAAUAACUUUGCUGCUAACGAUGUGGCUGCUGUGGCUGAAGAAGCAAGCUUCCCUGAAGAACUCGUUAACAGCGUCAGCGAAAAUGGAACCGAACUCAUCCAAGAUAUCAUACCGCAAGCUUUCAGAGCUUUCAACUUCAGUAGUAACACCAACGACAGUUGCGCCAGAGUUAACAUCAUGGGAACCAUCGUCCAAGACUCAGCUCCAUACCUUUUCCCCUUCAUUAUUGAAUACUCAUUAAUCGGUGCUGCCGUCAUCUACGUCAUGUGGAAACACAUUGGAAGAAAUCCCAGAUACGUGACCCAGGAGGACCUGGAGCACCGUCUUGAAAUCAUGUUGUCUCGUAGGGCCGUGGCCAUGGCGCAGGCCCACCAAGGCCGUGUAGACUGCGUGGGCGCUUCCAAGGGUUUAUUCUUUGGCCUCUUGAUGCUGGUCGCCUCCCUCAUCUGUCUGAUACUGUUCUUCGUCCUCAUCCACCACCGCGACUUUGGACUUCUUGCGAUCUAUCUCGCCGACGUCUCACAUUGCGUGCUCAUGGUGCUCAGCAUCUUUGCCAUCAUCAUAGGAUUUAUCAGAAUGCGCCUGACGUCAUCGCGCCUCAAUUGCAGGGUACAACACCUCAAAUUCAAGACGGAAGAGCAAAGCGAUCUCAAUGACAUCCUGUUGCGCGUCUCCGCCUUCGGACUGUUCCUCUAUGCCGUUUUCAGCGUCAUCGCCGGACACUUGAACGCCUUUACUAAAGAACCCAAUCUUCUCGUCAUGAUCACUGGUGUGCUUUCGGUGGUCCAGGUUCUUUUACAAUUGCUGUUUAUAGCCGACGUUUCACGUCGCAGAGUUCACCUUCCGGAACACGAUCGCUCCAAGCCAGGCAGACAAGUGGUUACGUUCCUGUUGAUCUGCAACGUAACUAUGUGGAUAAUAUACACGUUCGAGACCCAAAAAGUAGAAGCUAAUCCGGUGCAACUUGAAUUUUACGGCUUUUUAGCCUGGGCUAUUGUGCAACGUAUCACUUUGCCCCUUUGCAUCUUCCAUAGAUUCCAUUCGGCUGUUACUCUAGCCGAAAUCUGGAAGACCAGUUACAAGGCUAGACUGGAGUAAACGGUGGAUUUAGUUAGAUUGAUUUUACUGGGAUUUUUUAUUGGAUUCAGCUGCUCAGUUAUAUGCGGCCAGGAGCCGUUGUAAUUUGAUGGUCUGAUGAUUUUUGCUCACGUGUAAAAACCAAGCUUUAAGUUUAUUUUUGUUUUGUUUUAUAUAUUUUAUUUUUUUGUUGAUGAGUUUAGUUUUUGUCCAAUAUUGGUAAUUUAGCAAGAAAAUUGUUAAUUUGUCCUACGAGGAAACAACAAUUUUUGAUUUCCGAAGUACAACAAAAACAAAAAACACAAAGACUGAUUGCACUAGUCAAGACACAGCUUUAUUACUUAUAUGUAUAUCAUAAAAACUGGUUGAGGGAAACAGGCAAAUUAACAACUUUGUUGGACAAAUCGAAUAGAUAGGUACUUAUACGCACACAUUUCUAGAAACUAAGAAGAACGUUCUUGCUCCAAACCAACAGUAUAACUAUUUAAAAUCUAUAUAAACCGUAUUCGAUGUUUAGGCUUAACCAUAAACAGUUGGUUUGCUACAAAAUGUUCGGUGUCGAGGCAAUUUCCACUUCACCUCGGUUUGGUUUUACAAAUUGAGGUCCGGGGAAGUGGUGGUUGCUUCCACGAUAUAACGUUAGUUAGAUUUUGCUACAUAUAUCAGACAACAGAAGAUAUAGCAUCAGUGUUACACAUAUAUUACCUAUUAACUUGGAUGUUAGAAUAGAAGUUUCAUUGAAAAGGUUUAUUCACAAUACCUAUACAUUUUUAUAUAUUAUACAGCGCUACUCACCGAUUCAACUGUAGUAUAGUUCAAUGUUGGUAAAUGUGUGUAUAUAAAAAUCAAAUAAUUGAUAGAAUUUGUUCGAAGAAACUGGUAAACAAUUGUGUAAUCAAUAGGAAUAACUUUUUUUUAUUGAUCUAUGAACGUUUUUUCAACCAGCAAAGUUUUCAUAUUUCAACCAUCUCAAAAUUUUCUAUGAACCAUGCAAUGACCAGAUACCAUAAUCUUAUAUCUUAACGUAAAUAUCAUGACUCCCAAAGCGCUGCCUCAAAUAUUUUCGAUUGUACAAAUAUUUGCGGGAUUGCAUUUAGCUGUUAUCCAAAGUACUGCUUGUAAUUUUUGAGGACCACCAACUUCUACUGAAUACCAAAACAAACCGAUGAGACUUUUCAACAGCAGAAAAUUUAGAAUUUUCGAUUUUUCCAUAUAUGUUUUGAAUGUUUUAUUUUCUAAUUGUCAAGUUCAACGACCAAAGCGUAAUUGGUACAAGUUAUAUAUAUAAACAUCAUCUUUUACAUAGCAAAGUAAAAAUUUUUAAACACCUAUUUUGAUUGCUAGUGGUACCUGUUUGAAUUUGAUCUUUAUUAUUAGGUAAAGAUGUAAGUUCACAUGCGGUUUAGCAAGCAUUUUAAUCGUUAUAAAAUGUGAUUCCAUUAUACAAAUGUAAUAUUUAAAACCGUAAGGAAAAGAUUAAUGAUAAAUAAUCAUUGUUCUUGUAAGGUUAACUUGUAUACAUAUUAAUUGUCUUGUGCUAAACAGGGAAGAUUGAUAACAAGUAAUCGAAUCGUCAGUACCGCUUUUCGAUAUGCGGACUUUUUAUAAACCUUCUCUGAAUAAUACUGUGUGUUAUCAUAAACAGAAAUAUAUAUGAUAUUAAGAAACUUAUAUAUAAGUAAUGUUAUAGCUAUAGAGAUUGAACAAUAUUGUCAUUUAUGUAUAUAAAUAUUUUAAUUCUCUCAUUAUUUAUUUUAAAAUUAUUUUAAGGAAUACGUAUAUAGGUAUGUAAGAAAUUGCGGGCGCUCUCCGGGCAAAUCCCGCCGUUUUAAAUAAUAAAAAAGUAUGUUAAUGUGUAGAAAUAUAAACUUUUCGCUCAAAUGUCCAAUUUAAGUCUCGAUCUGGACUUAAAAUGUUUUAGAUGGGCUUGAUCGUACUCAAAACACUGCCGUUUUCUCUAAAUGUUCGACGUCUAAUCAUCUAAUCAUUCGUCAGUUUUAUUCCAAUCGCAAAAUAACGUAACUCAUUUUAAUUAUUUCAUACAAAUAUUCUUAAAUUUGAUAUUUAGUAACAUUGUGAGUAACUUACUGUAAUACUUAAAUGAUAGAUUGUCGUUUUAUUAAAUUUUACAUUGUUUAUUUAUUUAGAUUAAUAAAACGAAUGAAAAAUAUUGAA
Molecule: messenger RNA, 5699 nt
Organism: Aethina tumida (small hive beetle)
Lineage: Eukaryota; Metazoa; Arthropoda; Insecta; Coleoptera; Nitidulidae
Product: proton channel OtopLc
Exons: 14
Coding region: 612-3545 (977 amino acids)
Biological process (GO): proton transmembrane transport
Cellular component (GO): membrane
Molecular function (GO): proton channel activity
Source: RefSeq, a predicted model, not a curated record